AUGGCUGAAACAGAUUCUUUCCUUCAUCUGGCUCGUCCUCUGGGCCCUGUUGCAGCGGGGUCUGCACCAACCACUGCCCCUUUGAACGUCGUUAUCCAACCUCAGGCUCUUUUCUCGAUUCUCGACCACUCUCUCCGUCGCAAUGCUGAUCAGGAACGUGUCAUCGGAACUCUCUUGGGAACCAGGUCUGAGGAUGGUACCGAGGUGGAAAUUCGCAGCACCUUCGCUGUUGGACACACAGAGACAACAGACCAGGUUGAGGUCGACAUGGAGUAUCAGAAGCAGAUGCUCGCCCUGCAUCUCAAGGCCAACCCCAAGGAGGUCCUGGUCGGUUGGUACGCCACAUCGUCCGAGUUGAACACCUUCUCCGCUUUGAUCCAAAAUUUCUACAGUGGUCAGGGUGAUGGCACAUGGCCUCACCCCGCUGUCCACCUGACUGUGUCCACCGAGGCUGGAAAGGAUAUCGAAACCCGUGCCUACAUCUCUGCCCCCGUUGGCGUGACUGCUGAGAGAGCCGCCGACAGCGCCGCCUUUAUUCCUGUUCCCUACGAGAUCCGCUACGGGGAGGCUGAGAAGAGUGGUCUGGAAGCUAUUGCUUCCGCCCGGGACUCUGAAGAGCGUGCGGCCUCUCUCUUUACCGACAUUGAAGCCCUGGAGCGCGCCAUCGAGGAGGUUCUUGCCAUGAUUGACCGCGUCUCUCGAUAUGUCGAGUCCGUUAUGGAUGAGGAAGCCCCUGCCUCCACAGCGUUGGGCCAGUUCCUUCUUAACGCUCUUGCCUUGGCCCCCAAGGUUGAGCCUGCUGAUAUCGAGCGUGACUUCAACAACCACAUCCAGGAUGUCCUGGUGGUUUCUUACCUCGCCAACACCAUUCGCACACAGAUGGAACUGUCCAACCGGCUAGCAACCGCUCAACUCACUCUGGGCGGAGAAUCCGGUGCUGCAGAGGCUGGCGCCCAGCGUGGCCAGAGGGGCAAAGGUGGCCGUGGAGGACAACAGCGCACCCAAGAGCGGAGUGCAGAGGAGGCUCGUGCAUAG
Molecule: messenger RNA, 1035 nt
Organism: Aspergillus ochraceoroseus IBT 24754
Lineage: Eukaryota; Fungi; Ascomycota; Eurotiomycetes; Eurotiales; Aspergillaceae
Product: eukaryotic translation initiation factor 3 subunit F
Exons: 3
Coding region: 1-1035 (344 amino acids)
Biological process (GO): translational initiation
Cellular component (GO): eukaryotic translation initiation factor 3 complex, eIF3m
Molecular function (GO): translation initiation factor binding; metallopeptidase activity; translation initiation factor activity
Source: RefSeq, a predicted model, not a curated record